Messenger RNA from Electrophorus electricus (electric eel), 3496 nucleotides. It is a transcript of the gene esrp2, whose product is annotated as epithelial splicing regulatory protein 2. The record is from RefSeq and is a predicted model, not a curated record. NCBI's taxonomy places the organism in Eukaryota, Metazoa, Chordata, Actinopteri, Gymnotiformes, Gymnotidae. Gene Ontology annotation, molecular function: RNA binding.
CACCCUUCAUGACCAGUCAGACCAGUCGCUCUGGAUAGAGAACGCUCGAGUGCCGCAGCAGUUUUUACCCUUGUGGUCCCUGAUGGCUUCGCACAGUGAUACUCUGGUGGUGUUCUUUGGGGCAACAGCUGGUGCAAAUGGGGGUAAACUGGGUUCGGAUGAGAGGGAAAUAAUUCUGUUGGUGUGGCAAAUUGUGGAUCUACAUGAUAAGAAGGUGGGCAAACUUCAGCAACGUUUGAUUAAACCCGACACGUUGGAAUUAACAGACCAGUGCAAAGAGGAGACGGGCCUAACUGUAGAAGACCUCAGCAAGGCUGAACCUCUGGAUACAGUUCUUCAACAGUUCCAGCAGACUGUGACGGUGGAGCUGGAGGCUCUGGGUAGGAGCUCCUACACGCUGUGUGUGGAUGGACCCCUGCUCAUCCGACAGGCGCUUCACACCGAGACCUCCAAAAAGAAUCUGGUUCUCCCAGAGUGCUUCUACUCAUUUGUGGAUUUGAAGAGGGAAUUUCACAAAUGCUGUCCCAACGCCGGCCCAGUGAAAGACCUGACCCUCCCCUCCAUGCUGGAAUAUGUGUGUGUCCCUGCGGUGGGCGAGCAGAGGCCUGGCGUGAGGGCGGUGAAGAGCAUGGCGGUGCUCCUUCUACACCUCCUGGCCGAGCCGUACGAUCACAAGUUGUCCACGAUUGAGACAGUAAAGCACAAGUUUGAAUCUGGAGCCUGCAGUAAGACAGAAGCUGUGGACAGCGAGACGGUCAUCAGAGCCAGAGGAUUGCCAUGGCAAUCGUCUGACCAAGACAUUGCUCGCUUCUUCAAGGGCCUCAACAUUGCGAAAGGUGGCGUGGCGCUGUGUCUAAACGCUCAGGGUCGCCGUAACGGGGAGGCGCUGGUGCGCUUUGUUAACUCCGAGCACAGAGACAUGGCCCUGGAGCGGCACAAGCACCACAUGGGCAGCAGAUACAUUGAGGUGUAUAAAGCGAGUGGAGAGGAGUUCCUGAAGAUCGCAGGAGGCACGUCCAAUGAGGUGGCCCAGUUCCUCUCCAAGGAGAACCAGGUGAUUAUCCGUAUGAGGGGCCUGCCCUUCACCGCCACACACCAGGAUGUGCUGAGCUUCCUGGGCCCUGACAGCCCUGUGACGGACGGAGCUGAGGGCCUGCUCUUCGUCAAGUACCCGGACGGGCGGCCCACGGGUGACGCGUUCGUGCUGUUCGCCUGUGAGGAGUACGCCCAGCAAGCCCUGAAGAAGCACAAACACAUCCUGGGGAAGAGGUACAUCGAGCUGUUCCGCAGCACGGCAGCCGAGGUCCAGCAGGUCCUGAACCGCUACAUGUCCAGUCCGCUCAUUUCCACGCUGCCCCCCCCUCCCAUGGUCCCUGUGCCCGUUCUGGCGGCUCCCCCCUUCAUCGGCACCGGCGGCGGCCGCGACUGUGUGCGUCUGCGCGGCUUGCCCUACACCGCCGCCAUCGAGGACAUCCUGGAGUUCAUGGGAGAGCACACCAUAGACAUCAAACCGCACGGGGUCCACAUGGUGCUCAACCAGCAGGGUCGUCCAUCUGGUGACGCCUUCAUCCAGAUGAAGUCAGCGGAUCGUGCGUUUAUGGUUGCACAGAAGUGCCAUAAGAAGAUGAUGAAGGAUCGUUACGUGGAGGUGUUCCAGUGCUCUACUGAAGAGAUGAGCUUUGUGCUGAUGGGUGGGACGCUGAACCGCAGUGGCCUGUCCCCGCCUCCCUGCAAGCUACCUUGUCUCUCCCCUCCGACCUACGCUGCGUUUCCGGCCCCAGCCGCGCUGCUCUCCACCGAGUCGGCUCUCUUUCAAGCCCCCCUGCUGGCCACUCCGAGAACGCCACAGCCCCCGACACACAGCCCUGCACCCACCCUGACCUACUAUGCCCCUCAGCCUCAGCUCUACAUGAACAUGAACAUGAACUACACGGCCUAUUACCCCAGUCCUCCGGUGUCGCCUUCCACAAUGAGCUACUUUGCAACACCUCCAGUCUCCAUGGCGACCCAGCCUGCCCCACCUGUAUUGUCUCCGCAUGGUGCUCUGGUGCGCAUGCAGGGGCUUCCCUACAGCGCCGGGGUCAAGGACAUCCUCGGUUUCUUCCAGGGUUACCAGUACUCUUCUGAAGACUACAACAGUGUGGUGGGAGUGAGUGAUCAGACCCGCGCUCUGGUCCAGCCCAAGGAGUGGCUUUGCCUGUAGGGGGCGCUCCUCCAGCUCCAGGCGGACUCUGUGCUCGUCUUGUACAACCUCAGUGGCCAGCGGAGUGGAGAAGCUCUGGUGACCUUCCCCAGCGAGGAGACGGCUCAGCGGGCCGUUGCCGAGUGCUCCAACCUCCCCCUGUCCGGUCACCCCGUCCGCCUGACGUGCUGCCAAUGACCAAACCCACUGACCGCAGGAAACUGGCCGCUCACAGUGAUUGGCCACCGCACUUCACCCAAGUAACCCUGUCCCCUCCCCUGAGUCCUAUGUUAAGCUGACCCAUUAUUUCUAAUGUGCUACUACUGUCGGAGGGGAGCUAGCGUGGAAAUGCAUGAGUUCUGUGUAUAUAUGUACGUAUACAUCAACACGUGUGUCUGAACCGCCACCCCCGGCGAGUGCCUCACGUGAGAAGGUGUCUGAGACGCAGCAUGGAAAUGCCAAGCGUGCUUAGCUGUGAUGCUUUUGUCCUGAACAGCCUUUUGGAUCGUGGUACAUCUAAAGGGUUAUCAAGACCUCCUGAUGUGUGUCUGUGGAAUUCCAGUCCUUUUUAAUCCCAAGCUUUUCCUGUGGGUUCUGUGCCAUAUGUAUCCACUGUGUUUUUGAUGUGUACACUGUGCAAUAUCCAAGGGCUAAGCUGUAUGGUCUACCCAUGCCUCAGUCUGGACAACUGAGAUGCUACUGAAUGCCAUGUGGAUGUGUGAAAGGUCGAUUCUAAGCCACUACUGAAUGUACAGUGAGAUUGUACAAAGCCAAACUAUGCUUAAAAAAAAAACUUGACUACAUAGUAAACUUGCUGCUUAUAGGAUUUAAAAAAAAUGUUUUGUUGUUCUUGGUGGCAUUAAAGACCCCAAGAUCUCGAAAUACUUAUUGCAUAAUCAAGUCAGCCAAAUGUGCUCCUUCAUUUACUCAGACCAAAUCUCAGUUUAAUUAAAAUCCAGAAGGGAGCCAUUUUAUUUAAUACAUAAAAUAGGUUGCUGGCAUUUUUUUUUUUUUUUUUUCUGAUCUGCAUGCGUCGUUAUUUUUUAUUGUUUUGGUUUCUUAAUGCAUCUGCCACUGAAGAGGCAUUUGGUCCUCAAAGGACCAAUGUCCUUUUUUGGCAGUGUAGUUGCUUUAACAUAAAUAAGUAUGUGAGUGACCAGCUAUGAUUAGGGCCCUUCUUUUGUGUUGCCAUUACUGCAUUACCUCAGAGUGCAAUACCAGGUGAACAAAGGCAACUAAGUGGGCAUUUAGUUUUCUUCUUUCAUUUCUUCUUUUUAUUUUUUAAGAAGUGUGAAACUUGUACGAAUUUAGAGC